GGGCGGCACCGGGGGUGACUUCAACAAAGGGCGGCGGGCGCCGGGCGUCUGUGACCGAGUCUCCCGGUGCUCCUCUGAGGCCGAGUCCUGGCCCCCGGCCUGCCGCGCUCCAGAUGAAGUGUGAGCACUGCACGCGGAAGGAAUGUAGUAAGAAAACAAAAACCGAGGACCAAGAGGAUGCGUCAGUUGAAGGACCGAGUCUGGCCCAGGAGAGCGGAGAGAAGGGAGAAUUCCAUAAACUGGCCGAUGCCAAGAUCUUUCUGAGUGACUGCCUGGCGUGCGACAGCUGUGUGACAGCGGAGGAAGGAGCCCGGGUCUCCCAGCAGAACGCCAAGGACUUCUUUCGAGUUCUGAACCUUAAUAAGAAAUGUGAUCGCUCACAGCACAAAGUGCUGGUAGUGUCAGUGUGUCCUCAGUCUCUGCCUUAUUUUGCCGCCAAAUUCCGCCUCAGCGUGACGGAUGCAUCUAGAAGACUCUGCGGCUUCCUCAAAAGUCUUGGGGUGCACUAUGUCUUCGAUACAGCAGUAGCCGCGGACUUCAGCAUCCUGGAGAGUCAGAAGGAGUUCGUGCGCCGGUACCAGCAGCACAGCGAGGAGGAGCCCGCGCUGCCCAUGCUCACGUCCGCCUGUCCCGGCUGGGUCCGAUAUGCCGAGCGGGUGCUGGGCCACCCCGUUACCCCACACCUCUGCACCGCCAAGUCUCCCCAGCAGAUCAUGGGCUCCCUGGUGAAGGAUUACUUCGCCAGACGGCAGAACCUGUCUCCAGACCAGAUCUUCCACGUUAUCGUGGCUCCUUGCUACGAUAAGAAACUGGAGGCCCUUCGAGAAGACUUGCCCACCGCUUCCCACGGCUCCCGGGGUGCUGACUGCGUGUUAACCUCAGGUGAGGUCGUUCAGAUGAUGGAACAAAAUGACCACGCAGUGAAAGAUGCUGCCGUUGACACUCUGUUCGGAGGCCCGAAGGAGGAAGAGGUGAGACGCCAUGACGGGGCCAGCUCGGACGGGUACCUGGCGCACGUCUUCAGACACGCGGCCAAGCAGCUGUUCAACGAGGACGUGGGGGAGGUCACCUACCGCACCCUGAGGAACAAAGACUUCCAGGAGGUCACCCUUGAAAAGAACGGGGAGGUUCUGUUGCGCUUCGCCGCUGCGUACGGCUUUCGGAACAUCCAGAACGUGGUUCUGAAACUGAAGAAGGGCAGGUUCCCAUACCACUUCGUGGAGGUGCUCGCCUGCGCCGGGGGCUGUCUGAGCGGCAGAGGCCAAGCCCAGACCGAGGACGGGCGGGCAGACAAGGCGCUGCUGCGGCAGAUGGAAGGCAUCUACGCGGACAUCCCUGUGCGGCCCCCCGAGACCAGCGCCCACGUGCAGGAGCUGUACCAGGAGUGGCUGGACGGGGCCGACUCCCCCAGAGUCCAGGAAGCCCUGCACACCAUGUACCAGGGCGCAGGGCUCCCCGCGGGCAGCCGGGACAUCAAGUGGUAAAGGUCGAGCUGGCUGCCGGGGAGGGAGGCGCGGCUGAGCGCGGCCCGAGACCCUGCAGGAAAACGGCUCGGCUUCUCGGUUGCUACCUUGGUUUUCAGAAUUCUCUACCCUCUUUGCUGGUGGUUCCCUCACUGUUUGACGUGGUGCUCUCUUUGUGACGCGGGACUCGAGUAUUCUGACCUGAGGGAAGGAUUGCCUCAGUGUACGUAUCUCUUUCUCUUAAGACUGCACAGUAUCCCAAAGAACAAGAAUGAAGACAGACCACUAUCUUUUAGGCUUAAAAGAAAUCCAAAAAGUGUCCUGUGAAGAACUAAGACCCCAGAAGCUCAGGCUCAUCUGCCUCAGAGAGAUGGCGUGAGGAGGCCGCUGUGGGGUCUGCCCGACUCGGCUUAUUUUUACCCACUUCACGUUACUCCUGAAUGGUUUUGCCAGAAUGGGAGUCAGUUGCGUCCUUUUGGAAUUGGGAGCUGAUACACAAGCCGAGAUUUCCAGCUUUCCUGGCAGCAGCCACGUGCUUUCCUGGUGCCAGAGGGUGGCGGGCAGCAGCCCCUCCUGGGACCAGACCUCUAACCCAGGGGCUCCGUGGCUGCGGGUGCCGUAGGCCCCAGACACGCACCCCCUCGUUCGGCCGUUAAGGGGCGCGCACCGCGAGGCUGGGGAGGCCUGGCGAGGCUGCGGGCUCUCUACGGCCGAGGAUGGAGGAGGGAGACGGGGCAGAGAUGGGCUACCCGUGCAGGCCAGGCCGUGCGGUCGACGGGCGCUCCCCUCCGUCCGUCCUGAUGCCGCUGCGGUCCUGCCUCCCCCCAGCCUGUGCUUCCUGAGGGGCCUCGGGCAGCCCGUGCUGCGCCCACGACGGGCCGCAGAGAAGGAAGGGGACGAGCAGCCCCACAGGCGGGGCUGGCAGCGGCCGGACCGCGGACACCCGCGCUCCAGGUCCGGGCUCGUCCCCGAAGCGCGAGACCUCCGCAGAGGGCUCUGGUACCGGGAACCCGAGCGGCGACGCUCCUCUCGACCCUCCGUGCCGUGAAGCCUCCACUUCCUCCGAUUCCUCGUGUUGUGUGUCGUGCUGUGGCGCGUACCUGUCCGGGCUGCGUGUGGCGUGAGAUUGUACAUUUCUUUCUCUCUGCUCCUGACCGGCUUCAUCCUCUGCGGUCACGGAUGAUGGAAUAAACAGCUGAAGGAUG
Molecule: messenger RNA, 2668 nt
Organism: Mustela erminea (ermine)
Lineage: Eukaryota; Metazoa; Chordata; Mammalia; Carnivora; Mustelidae
Gene: NARF
Product: nuclear prelamin A recognition factor
Exons: 11
Coding region: 114-1484 (456 amino acids)
Cellular component (GO): lamin filament
Molecular function (GO): lamin binding
Source: RefSeq, a predicted model, not a curated record